UGGCUUGGCAGCUGAUUGGCAUGAACCGCUGUCUCGGACAAUGCUCUCCUUGGAAUGGGAAUCGGAGGGUCUGCAGACGGUGGGCAUCGUGGUGAUUAUCGUUGCGUCUCUGAAGCUGCUGCAUCUGCUUGGACUGAUAGACUUCUCCGAAGACAGCAUAGAAGAUGAAAUUGAAAUGGCCACCGUGCGGCAUCGGCCGGAAGCCCUUGAGCUGCUGGAAGCACAGAGCAAGUUCACCAAGAAGGAACUUCAGAUUCUAUAUCGGGGAUUCAAAAAUGAGUGUCCCAGUGGGAUUGUUAAUGAAGAGGCCUUCAAAGUGAUUUACUCUCAGUUCUUCCCACAGGGAG
This is a messenger RNA of Protobothrops mucrosquamatus (brown spotted pit viper), 347 nucleotides long. Its product is annotated as Kv channel-interacting protein 4-like. The record is from RefSeq and is a predicted model, not a curated record. Gene Ontology annotation, cellular component: voltage-gated potassium channel complex. Gene Ontology annotation, biological process: regulation of potassium ion transmembrane transport. The transcript is spliced from 3 exons. The annotation marks the transcript as partial. Gene Ontology annotation, molecular function: calcium ion binding; potassium channel regulator activity. NCBI's taxonomy places the organism in Eukaryota, Metazoa, Chordata, Lepidosauria, Squamata, Viperidae.